GGGAGAGGAGAGGGGGAAAAACUUUUAAUUUACGCUGGGGAAAGACGUGCCACGUGGAGAGCCGUGGCGUCUCUCGCCGAUUGCCAAUUGCCAGGAGCCAAGAGGCCGAAUAACGCCGAGCAUGACUAGGUGUCGAAAGUGCCUGAGCUCGACUAUCGACCAGUUCCUGCAUCCAUCUACAGUUGCAGGGCGGCCAAUGAACUUUAGAGCGCAGAAUACCUCGCACGUAUUGCGUCAGUCUUCUUUUCUGCAUGACGUUGACCAAAGCCAUCACAAGCCCAUGGCCGGUCAUGGAUCGCUGAGUUGAGCACAACCACGUGCGACAGGUCAACGACGACACGUGACUACAAAGCAUACAUUUGCUUCACAGAGUACCGCAGGCCGGCCGCUCGCGGUGAGGAUUUAAAAACAACUCAGGGGCAAUGCAAAACGUUAUCAUAACUGUUUA
This is a messenger RNA of Kockovaella imperatae, 448 nucleotides long. RefSeq lists its product as hypothetical. The record is from RefSeq and is a predicted model, not a curated record. The transcript has a single exon. NCBI's taxonomy places the organism in Eukaryota, Fungi, Basidiomycota, Tremellomycetes, Tremellales, Cuniculitremaceae. Bases 122 to 307 code for a protein of 61 amino acids.